AUGGGAGACAGGCUGCCGGAGCCUCACGCCAGCUCUUCCCCUGCUGUGGCUGCCAGCUCGGAGGCGGAAGAAAUCGAGGUGCUGGACUCCGAGGAUGUCCUACCUAUGGCCGCAGAGGAUCACUGGAAAGCCCUAUUUGAUCAGAAAGGUAGCUGUUCCUGCAGGCAGGCACUAAAGCAAGAGGAAAGCAGCUGGGAUGGAGCAGCAGUCAGGAAGCAGGCUGAAAUGUUUGAUCCUGACAACACUGGCUACAUCAGCACUGAGAAGUUUCGCUCCCUUCUCCAGAGACACGGCUCGGAGCUGGACCCCCACAAGCUGGAGGUCCUGCUAGCCCUGGCAGACAGCAACUCUGAGGGGAGGAUCUGCUACCAGGACUUCGUCAACCUGAUGAGCAACAAAAGGUCCAACAGUUUCCGCCAAGCCAUCCUGCAGGGGAACAGGAGGCUGUGCAGCAAGGCCCUGCUGGAGGAGACGGGGCUGAGCCUCUCGCAGAGGCUGAUCCGGCACGUGGCGUACGAGACCCUCCCGCGGGAGAUUGACCGCAAGUGGUACUACGAUAGCUACACCUGCUGCCCCCCGCCCUGGUUCAUGAUCACCAUCACUAUUGUAGAGGUUGCCUUUUUUCUUUACAAUGGAGUGGUCUUAGACAGAUUUGUGCUGCAAGUCAGCCACCCUUUGUACCUGAAGAAUGCAUUGCUGUACCAUCCCCAGCUUCGGGCCCAGGCUUGGAGGUAUCUAACCUACAUAUUCAUGCAUGCAGGGAUAGAACACCUUGGGCUCAAUGUUGUUCUUCAGCUCUUGGUUGGGGUUCCUCUGGAAAUGGUGCACGGAGCUGCGAGGAUCAGUUUUGUGUACGUUGCAGGAGUUGUGGCAGGGUCCCUGGCAGUGUCAGUGGCUGACAUGAGGGCGCCGGUGGUGGGCUCCUCUGGAGGUGUGUAUGCUCUUGUCUCCGCUCACCUGGCCAAUAUUGUGAUGAACUGGUCAGGAAUGAAGUGCCAAUUCAAACUGCUGCGCAUGGCCGUUGCCUUGAUCUGUAUGAGCUUUGAAUUUGGAAGAGCCGUUUGGCUGCGAUUCCACCCCUCCGCUUACCCCCCGUGCCCCCACCCCAGCUUCAUGGCUCACCUGGGAGGGGUGAUGGUUGGAAUCACCCUUGGUGUCAUCAUCCUGAGGAACUAUGAGCAGAGACUCCAAGAUCAGACUUUAUGGUGGAUCUUCCUUUCUAUUUACGUCAUUUUUGUCUUGUUUGCCAUCUUCUGGAAUAUUUUUGCCUACAGUCUGUUGGAUCUGAAGCUACCUCCCCCUCCUUGAAAACAUAGGACAGAAAACUGGAGAGCAGAAGUCAUCUGUCAGCUGUGUUAAAUGAAUGAAGAUGGAGUAUCUAUUUUUGUAUUUAACUUAGGGGAGGAUGAUUCUUCUGAACACAUGAGUGUGCUGGAGGAGGUGCUUAAAGAUCUCAUGAAAAAGUGGGCUGAUCAGUUUGUUCACAAAUCCAGCAGGUUCUGUAACUCUGGCUGGCCAUGCCCUGCAGUUUCUGCCCUGCACCUGGGCACUGACUGCUUGGGUUGUUACCACACAUCAAUAUUUUCUAUGAGAUAUUUGUAUUUUCCAGGUCAGUGCUGGAAUUAUGGCAAAUUGUUCAGUGAAUUUCCUC
This is a messenger RNA of Poecile atricapillus (Black-capped chickadee), 1651 nucleotides long. RefSeq names its product rhomboid like 3 (gene RHBDL3). Lineage: Eukaryota; Metazoa; Chordata; Aves; Passeriformes; Paridae. Gene Ontology annotation, molecular function: serine-type endopeptidase activity; calcium ion binding. The record is from RefSeq and is a predicted model, not a curated record. Gene Ontology annotation, cellular component: membrane. Bases 1 to 1308 code for a protein of 435 amino acids. The transcript is spliced from 10 exons.